GGGUCCGAGGCGCGGGGGUGCCUGGCCCGGGCAAGGACUGGGGUGCGGCAUCGCCGCCGCUACGGCGGCGGCUCUCCGCUCCGGUCCCGGUGUCUGAAUCCCUGCCGGGCGCCUCGCAAUCUCGGCUCAUUUUCUCUAAGCUAUACAAGUUCACGGACGAGCUACCUAGCCAGCCCUCCUCUCCCGUCAUGGACCUCCCAGGCUGCUGCGUGCCGCCCUCCCUCUGAGAAGGCUCCCUCGCCCCGCGCACGGGAGGAGGCGGAGGAGGAGAAGAAGGGGAGGAAGGCGCGGCCGCAGCCGCCGCUGCCCAGCCGCCGUCCCGCAGAGCGCUGGCCGCAGGGCGCCGCGGCGGCAGCAGGCGCGCAGCCCCCUCCGCCUCCCCGCCCGCCCGCGGCGGCGGCGCGGGGCGCCCGCAGGUCGGCAGCGAUCCGGAGCGGCGGCGGCGCGGCGCCGGGCAUGGGGCGGCGGCGGCGGGGGGCGCUGCCCGAGCCGGCGGGCGGCUGCUCCUGCUGCCUGGCGGCGGCGCUGCCGCUGCUGCUGCUGCUGCUGCCCGCCGGGUGUCCGGUGCGGGCGCAGAACGACACGGAGCCCAUCGUCCUGGAGGGGAAGUGCCUGGUGGUCUGCGACUCCAGCCCCUCGGCCGACGGCGCCAUCACCUCCUCCCUGGGGAUCUCGGUGCGCUCGGGCAGCGCCAAGGUGGCCUUCUCGGCCACCCGCAGCACCAACCACGAGCCCUCCGAGAUGAGCAACCGCACCAUGACCAUCUACUUCGACCAGGUAUUAGUUAAUAUUGGCAACCAUUUUGAUCUUACUUCCAGUAUAUUUGUAGCACCAAGAAAAGGGAUAUAUAGUUUCAGUUUCCACGUGGUCAAGGUCUAUAACAGACAAACCAUCCAGGUAAGUUUAAUGCAAAACGGCUACCCAGUGAUUUCAGCUUUUGCAGGAGAUCAGGAUGUCACCAGAGAAGCAGCCAGCAAUGGGGUCUUGCUCCUCAUGGAAAGAGAAGACAAAGUGCACCUCAAACUGGAAAGGGGUAACCUCAUGGGAGGGUGGAAAUAUUCAACUUUUUCCGGCUUCUUAGUCUUUCCACUAUAAAAGAAGGCCAAAUAGGAGACAGAUCCAUGAGCUGGAGCAAGGAUUCAAUUGUUAAUGACACCCUGAACUUGGCAGCACAUGACAAUAUUUUCAGUCACCCCGUCAGACUGUCACAGUAGAAGAAUGAUAACCUUCUAAACUCCAACAUUUGCUUUGAAUAUUGACAAUUCCUUGGAACCUGCGCCUCUAAUUAGUUUUAGACGACAGUGAUCUUUAGGAGAAAUGAAAUUAUCGACCUGAGCAAUUUGUACCUGUGAUUGUAAAGUCAAUUUUGGAUUUUAUUGUUGGGAUCAUUGACUUUCUUAUUCUUUUUAUUAUUUCCUCUCUUUCAUUUUUUACUCUUUUUCUUUCUCUUGUUGUUGUCCCAAUGAAGCAAAUAACUCGGACCACAGAAUUGCUUUAUCAAAGGCUCUCUCCAGGGCCAGAAGAACGGAGCGUUCAGCCCAAUGAGGUGUUCUUUCCAUGCUUGAUUUCUUUGUGUUGUAUAGCCUUAAGGAAAAAAGAAAAAAAAAAAAAAAGAAAAGAAAAAAAAAAGAAAAAAAAGAA
Molecule: messenger RNA, 1641 nt
Organism: Prinia subflava (tawny-flanked prinia)
Lineage: Eukaryota; Metazoa; Chordata; Aves; Passeriformes; Cisticolidae
Gene: CBLN2
Product: cerebellin 2 precursor
Exons: 5
Coding region: 457-1095 (212 amino acids)
Biological process (GO): maintenance of synapse structure
Cellular component (GO): synapse
Molecular function (GO): protein binding
Source: RefSeq, a predicted model, not a curated record